Messenger RNA from Acanthoscelides obtectus, 2371 nucleotides. NCBI's taxonomy places the organism in Eukaryota, Metazoa, Arthropoda, Insecta, Coleoptera, Chrysomelidae. The record is from the annotation of a GenBank genome assembly.
GUAAGAAACAUGGCGGCAUAUGUCAUUCGUCGAAUUGUUCUGAAUAAGCAGGCGUUCGUUCUAUGUCAUAUUUGUUCUUUCACCAUGAAAACAUGGCGACAUUCUCGUGUUGCUGAUUGAAUUACAUUGAGUUAGCAUUCUUUCAGUAGUGUAUAUUUUGUGAUUCAUGCCAUAGAUUCAUAGAUAAUCAAAGGAAAGUGAUUUUAAACCAAAAUAUAUCUCUAAAUUUUGUAUUCCUUGAAUAUACUCUAAAAAACUACAAAGACAUAAGAGAACAAAUACGCAAUAUCCAUGAAAAAAUGUCAAGUCUGACUGAACAGUUUAAGAAAAUAUGUAGGACUUGUUUAACAGAAAGUACCGCUUCUUCAAAAUCCAUUUUUGCUCUGGAUACUUUAGCUGGAGAAUCUUUGAAACUGGGAGAAAUGAUUAUGGCUUUUGCUUCUGUUCAAAUAUCAUCUGACGAUGGUCUACCAGCCCAAGUGUGUUUUGACUGUGCUGUAGCCAUCAACAAGAGCUUCUUCUUCAAGCAGCUCUGUGAACAAUCAGAAAUAACUCUUAGGGGCCUUUUAGAAGAAUCAUCUUUAACAGAGAGACCCUUAUUAGUCUCUGAUCCUCUGAUAUCAGUCCCAGAAGAUAAAUCAACUCCACAGAUUGUUGUUUUACAAAACAUUGAACUAGGGAAAGUAGUUGAUUUGAACUAUAAACAAGAAGACACAGAACUUGAUAAUUAUGAAGUUUCAGAUGAAAUAUGUGCAGAUGAUAAUAUUGAAGAAGGCUUUGAAUCAAAUGAUGCUAGUCAAGAAUUAAAAAAGAAAUUUGAAAAUGGUGUAGAUCCUAUUGAUAAGAAUGAUAAUGGGCUGUUAAAAGAUGAGACAAACCAAUCAAUCUAUGCCUGUGAAGAAUGUACAAAAUGUUUCACAGAAGAUGAUGAUUUAAAGAUUCACAUGAGAAUUCACAAAAAAACCUACAGCUGCAAAGUAUGUAGUCAGAAAUUCUCAUCUGCCAGUUCGUUGUGCAGACAUACAAAAGUUCAUGACCCGUCAAAGAAACAUGAAUGCAAUGAGUGUGGAAAAAGGUUUUCCAGAUCUGAUGAUUUGAAAAGGCAUCUUAGGACACAUACUGGAGAAAAGCCUUUUCAAUGCAAGUUGUGUGAUAAGGCGUUCUCGCAAUCAUUCAGGUUGUUAGAACAUACAAGAGCGCAUGCUAAUGAAAAAACAUUUGUCUGUUCUAUAUGCGGAAAAGCAUAUUCUAGAUAUACAAGUUUACUGGCUCAUCAUAAAACGCACAGUGGCACAAAAAGUCACCUAUGCAGUGUUUGUGGAGAAAGAUUAUGUGGAGCAGGUUCCUUAGCCCUCCAUAUGAAAAUCCACACAGGUGUGAAGGAUCAUAUUUGUCCAUUUUGUAAUAAAGCAUUCACAACUUCUAGCAAUCUCAAAAUUCACAAGAGAACACAUACAGAAUUUUCGACAAGGGUGAAAGUAUGCUUAUAGGCCUAUCGCAAGGCAGUUGGGGAUUAUCGAUUUUACCAACGGGAAUAACAGUUGCUACUUUCCAUAUAAGUGGUACUACACCAAGUUCCAAAGAAAAGUUUAUAAUAUGAGCGAGCCUUGAGGCAAAAAGCGAACGACCCUAUCUCUGCAAUACUUGCGGUAAAGCAUUCCCAGAUCCGUCUCGUCUGACUGUCCACCAGCGCAUUCACAGUGGCGAAAAACCAUACGUAUGCAACACUUGCGGAAGAGGCUGGGCCAGUUCCAGCCAUUUGAAAAAACACCAGAGAAUACACACUGGCGAGAAGCCUUAUCAAUGCCAGCAGUGCAACAAGGCGUUUUCAAGGAGUGAUGAUCUCAAGAAUCACAUAAAGACUCAUUCUCGAGAAAAGGAUUAUUUGUGUUUAUACUGCUGCAAAAGAUUCUACAAAGCUGCUGCAUUAAGAAUCCAUACCAGAAUUCACACAGGCGAAAAACCCUACAAAUGCAAUAUCUGCGAAAAAACGUUUUCACAGACAGGUUCGCUUUCAGCACAUAUGAAGACACAUUGUUGACAAUCUUUGGUCAUGGAAGAAAAAUUUGUGAAAGAUGAAAUGUGCCAAAUUUCAAGGAUAUUUUCAAACGACAAGCAGGACUUUGUUUAUACGAUUAUUAUUGAGCUCAAAGAUUGCCAGGCUUGGUCUGGCAGAUUAUCAGACAGAUUUUUUCAAAUAUAAAUUAAACAUAUUUUAUAUUUUUAUUUAUUCUUUAUGAAAUGAAACACAUUUUAUAAAGCAACAACUUUCAACAUAUUCAGGAUGUGACAGUCAUUAUAGGACAGGUAUAUAGGAAUUGUUUUUUAUAUUUAAAGUUCAUUGAAAUUAAAGCAAAAAAAUGCGUCUCCU